Colletotrichum fioriniae is the source of this 1068-nucleotide messenger RNA. RefSeq lists its product as uncharacterized. The record is from RefSeq and is a predicted model, not a curated record. NCBI's taxonomy places the organism in Eukaryota, Fungi, Ascomycota, Sordariomycetes, Glomerellales, Glomerellaceae.
AUGGCCACAAUUGGGAAAGCUUUGACGGAGGCUUUCUACGGCACCCCCCCAAAGUACGCGUACUUUUACGGCGGAUCAACUGGCGGAAGACAGGCUUACAUGCUAGCCCAGCGCUAUCCAGAUGACUUCGAUGGGAUUUUAGGAUUCUGUCCUGCCAUCAACUGGGAUGGGUUCCAAUGGUCUCCUUUGUGGGCUCACAGAGUCAUGGAUAAGAAGGGCGUCUACCCGCGACCUUGCGAGUUCGAAGCCAUCACAGCUGCGGCCAUGAAAGCAUGCGACGGGCUUGAUGGAGUCGAGGAUGGAAUUGUCUCUAUGCCCUCUCGGUGCUUCUUCAAUGCCAGUACCCUCGUCGGCCAACCUUUCAACUGUGGAGGGAAAGACGCGUUGUUCACUCUUGAAGCAGCAGAGGCAGCAAAUGCUGCCUGGAAUGGACCACGAAGCGUUAGCGGCGAGUUUCAAUGGUAUGGAUACGGGAGAGACGCAAAAAUGUGGCAAUUUGGUGCUCUCCAUACAUCAUGUGAGGGCGAAGGAGCGAAAUGCGCGCCGGUCAGGUUGUCCAUCGCCGAGUCAUACGCGCGAUACUUUGUUGCCAAAAAAGCCAACCUCGAUCUUCAAGCCCUUGGCCACAGUCAGUGGGACGAUCUUUUCGUCGCGUCACGAAACGAGUACGAAUCAAUCACCGGCACUUCCGAUCCCGACUUGAGCAGGUUCCGCAAGGCUGGAGGCAAACUGCUCAGCUGGCAUGGGAUGGCCGACCAGAUUAUUCCAGUCAACGGUACGGUCGAUUACACAAACAGAGUUCUCAAGAAGGACCCUAAAGCCCACGACUACUUUCGCAUGUUUCUCGCUCCGGGCGCUGAUCAUAGUAUUUCGAAUGGCCUCGCUCCGCGGAACACGUUGUCCGCGCUGAUUGACUGGGUUGAGAAGGGAAUCGCACCGAUCACAUUGCGGGUUGAGGGGCUCAACGCUUAUGGCAAGCACAUGACGAGAGAUAUCUGCAUGUACCCCAAAGUUCAGCACUACGUGGGUGGGGACCCAGCAUCGUCGACAUCAUUCGCUUGCGUCUAA